AUGGUAUCCGAGAAUUUCUCCAACAAUCUAAUAACAGAAGAAGAAGCUGAAUUGUAUGACAGACAAAUAAGACUAUGGGGCAUAGAAUCACAAAAUCGACUAAAACAGUCUAAAGUUUUAUUACUUGGUAUGAAUGCAUUGGCUGCAGAAAUAGCUAAAAAUAUUGUUUUGGCGGGUAUCUCCAGCCUCACAGUUAUAGAUGGUCAGCAAGUCACUAAUGACGAUUUGGAAAACAACUUCCUUAUACCACGUGAUUCUGUUGGACUAAGCCGUGCCGACGCGGUUAUUGGUCGUACUCAAAGCUUGAAUCCAAUGGUUAAAGUACAGUCUUCUGAGCUGGGAGAUGAUCUAAAAGAUAAAUUUCAAGAAUAUAAUUUGAUCAUCCUUAUAACCGAAUGUUCAAGCGUUCAUUUUAAACAGUGGUCAACUAUAUGUGGCAUUGUGAGUGGUAUGGACAUAGAUACAAGACCAUAUAUAAUAUGUGCAUCAGUAACUGGAUUAUUUGGACUCGCGUUCAUAGAUCUCGGCGCACAUGAAUGUUUGUCUGAAGAUGUGGUAGUAAAGAAAAAAUCAGUGGCAGAAUUAUCAUCUGGUUCAAUUCAAAAGAUAAAUAAAACUAGUGAACCAUCAAAUACAGAGACGCUACUUGUAAAAAAGACAUUCAACUAUUGUCACCUGUUAGACAGUCUAUGUCUUAUUUCUAACAUGUUAAAAAAUAGAUCACAUGCUAAAUAUAUUUCCAAAGGAUAUUUCCUUAUGCAAGUUUUAAGCCAAUGCUCUAUCGACGAAGCACCAUUUACAUUACCAUAUUUACAAUCCCAAUGGCAAAAGGUAUCAAAGAUUUUGGAUGUAGAUGAAACAAUUCUUUCCAUUGAAGAUUUAGAAUGUUGCUCUGGUCCUACAAUCCCGGCUGUUAAUCCAGUACUUGGUGGUGUUGUGUCGCAAGAAAUAAUCAGGGCCAUAACACGAAAAGGUGCACCGCAUGGAAACUGGUACUUUUUUAAUGGAUCACAGUGCUCAGUUACUGUCGAUUGGUUACCGCCAGAUGAAAAGUCAUAA
Schistosoma margrebowiei is the source of this 1059-nucleotide messenger RNA. The record is from the annotation of a GenBank genome assembly. NCBI's taxonomy places the organism in Eukaryota, Metazoa, Platyhelminthes, Trematoda, Strigeidida, Schistosomatidae.